Molecule: messenger RNA, 4120 nt
Organism: Copidosoma floridanum
Lineage: Eukaryota; Metazoa; Arthropoda; Insecta; Hymenoptera; Encyrtidae
Gene: Synj
Product: synaptojanin
Biological process (GO): synaptic vesicle endocytosis; phosphatidylinositol dephosphorylation
Molecular function (GO): nucleic acid binding; phosphatidylinositol-4,5-bisphosphate 5-phosphatase activity
Source: RefSeq, a predicted model, not a curated record
CUCAAUAAGUAUGUAUAUGUCAUCGUAAUAAUUUUAUAAGAUGCUUAUGCGUAGAUACAUGUCUGCAUAGCAAUUGAAUGAAAAAAUUCGGAACUGCUAAAAGUUUUGGAAAAAUCAUUAAUAAUAUGGAUUAUGUAUUAAAACCUAACAACGCUUAUACCCUUUUGUAUAGUAGUUUAUUCUAAGUUUAAUGUGUAAUCUUGAUAUUAAUUUAAUUCCACUGUGACAACACGUUACUUCUAAUUACGGUUAAUACAACAAUACCUACGUUCAUAAAAAAGCUACAUAAAAAAAUUAGUUUUGGAAGUUUCCCACAUAUGUACUUAACAUGUAUCUGAUUUACAAUGCAUGUAUUGGUAACAAGCAUAAUUGCUUAUUGUGAUGACAAAUGAUGGUUUAUUGUAAUGUAUAUUACAACAUUAAAUGAUUACGUGUAACUUAUUAUAUAUGAAUAUACAUGUAUGAUGAAAGUUUGUACUUAAAACUAUUUUUUUAGUUAAAAACAUUUUGUUAAAUAUCUUCUUAAGUAAAGUUCAACAUGGCUAUGGGAAAAUCGUUCCGAAUAUAUGAAAAAUCGAAGUCUUCAUGUCCAUAUUCAAUCAUUUUAGAACAUCGCAAUUAUCAACAAACACUGUUGUUUGAAUCUGAAGCUGUAGCUGAACUUACUGCAAGUGAAACUGAAUCUCUCAAGCCAGAGUACCAAAAACUAUUAGACUCAUACGGAUGUCUAGGAGUGCUACCAUUUCACCAUGAAGAUAAUAAUUUUUUGUACCUCAUCGUUGUUACAGGAUGCCACUCGAUUGGUAAAAUUUAUGAUUCUGAAAUAUUCAGGAUAACUCAAGUCAAUGUCAUUCCUUUGUCUUUCACUGAGUUUAAUUGUGAAGAUCGCAUCUCAGAGGUUCGAAAAGUUUUGAACUCUGGCACCUUUUAUUUUUCAUGGUCGUCUUCACCUAAUUACUCUUUAGAUGUAACGCUUAGCGUUCAAACAAGAUUCAAUUCAAAUGCUACAGAUAAUAGAUAUUUUUGGAAUCGAAUGCUUCAUUUACAUUUAUUGAGAUUUGGAAUUGACACUAACCAAUGGUUAAUUAAAAUGAUGUGUGGAAGCAUAGAAAUACGUACUGUUUACGUUGGACAUAGACAAGCACGAGCUGUUAUCAUUUCGAGAUUGAGUUGCGAAAGAGCAGGAACUAGAUUCAAUGUUCGAGGAACUAAUGACGAUGGCCACGUAGCUAAUUUUGUUGAAUCGGAACAAAUCAUAUAUUUAGAUAAUGAAAUAUCGUCUUUUAUCCAAAAUCGAGGUUCUGUUCCAUUAUUCUGGGAACAACCAGGUAUUCAAGUUGGCUCCCAUAAAAUAAAAAUUUCAAGAGGUUUUGAAGUUUCUGCAUUAGCUUUCAGUAGACAUUUAAGUUUAUUGAAAAAUUAUUACGGCAAACAAGUAAUAGUCAACCUCUUAGGGUCAAAUUUGAUCGGAAGUAAAGAGGGUGAAGCGAUGUUGUGCCACUUUUUUCAAUCUCAUCACUGCAAUUCACAACAUCAGGAUAUUCCUCAUAUCCUUUUUGAUUAUCAUCAAGAAUGCAAAAAUGGAAAUCUAAAAAAUCUAUUGAAGUUGAAAAAUCAAGUAUCCAAAUAUAUCGAUGAUUUCUCUUAUUUCCAUGCGAUUGGAGAAAAAAUUGUUAAGUCGCAAACGGGAACUAUUCGUACCAAUUGCUUGGAUUGCCUUGACAGAACUAAUUGCGUUCAAACAUAUUUUGCAUUAGAAAUAUUGAAAAAACAAUUGAUUUCCUUGAGACUAUCUGAAAAACCACAGAUUACGUCAAGAUUUGAAGAAGUUUUUCGACAAAUGUGGGUGAAUAAUGGGAAUGAAAUUAGUAAAAUAUAUGCUGGAACUGGAGCCAUACAAGGAAAUUCAAAAAUUAUCGAUGGAGCACGAUCAGCAGCUAGAACAAUUCAGAAUAAUCUUUUAGACUCAAGUAAACAGGAAGCUAUUGAUAUUUUGUUAUUCGGUUCAGCAUUAAAUAGCGAAAUUUCUGACCUAUCUCGAUUGUUAUUAUAUCCGAAUAUUUUCCAUGCUCCGUGUAAUAUUUUACAUGAAAUGUGCAAAAGAUACAAAGAAUAUGUUAAUACCAAGAAAAUCAAGGUAGCUGUUGCAACCUAUAAUGUAAAUGGGGGAAAACAUUUCCGAAGCGUCGUUUACAAAGAAGAAACUUUAUCGGACUGGUUACUUGAUGUUGCAAAAAAAUCUGACGCAGCAUCUAGUCAUAUACAGAUUGAUAAUGAUCCUGUUGAUAUUUUCGCGAUUGGUUUUGAAGAAAUUGUAGAUCUUAAUGCUUCUAACAUUGUCGCAGCAAGUACUGAGAAUACGAAAGCAUGGGCCGAUGAACUUCAAAAAGUUAUAUCAAGAGAUUGUGAGUACGUUCUUGUUACCUAUCAGCAGUUGGUUGGUGUAUGCUUAUACAUAUACAUAAGGUCUAUACAUGCGAAUUUCUUAAGAGAUGUCGCAGUAGACUGCGUUAAAACGGGGCUUGGUGGAGCAACAGGUAAUAAAGGUGCAACUGCGAUUCGUUUCGUAUUAUAUUCAACGUCAUUUUGUUUCGUUUGUGCCCACUUUGCCGCUGGUCAGUCUCAAGUUAAUGAAAGGAAUGCAGAUUUCGCGGAAAUUACAAAAAAAAUUAUUUUCCCCAUGGGAAGAACGUUAAAUGAUCAUGAUUAUGUAUUUUGGUGUGGAGAUUUUAAUUAUAGGGUUGAUAUGAAUAGAGAUGAAAUGAAAGAAUUAUUAAAGGAAGAUAGACUUGAGGAAAUUUUAAAAUAUGAUCAACUCAAAAUUCAGCAUCAGCAAGGAAAUGUUUUUGAAGGAUAUUUAGAAGGUCCAAUAACUUUUCCUCCAACGUACAAGUAUGACCUUUUUUCAAACGAUUAUGAUACUAGCGAAAAAUGUCGACAACCUGCCUGGACAGACCGAAUUUUAUGGAAACGCCGAAAAAUGAUGUAUGAUACAGACAGUGAUAUUGAAUGGACUUCUGGUAAUUUAGUUUAUUAUUUAAGAGGUGAGUUAAAGCAAAGUGAUCAUAGACCAGUGAUUGCUGUUAUUGAUGUAAAUAUUUAUUGCAUCGAUGAAAAAAAGCGUGAAAUUGCAUACAAAAACGUGGUUCAGGAUUUAGGACCUUCAGAUGGAACAGUUAUAAUAAGUGACAAUGAAAACAGUAGUAGAGCUGAAAAUAUUUUCGAUGAAAAUUUUAUGAAUGCUCUUGUGCAAAAUCUUUCUAAAAUUGGAAAAGUAAUACUUAUCAGAUUCGUCGAAGGUGACAUAUGGGUCACUUUCAAAGACGGUCAAGAAGCAUUAGCUGCUGUAAAGAUAGGAGCAAUAAGAAUUUUAGAUUAUAAUCUGAAAAUAAGACUAAAGACACAAGAUUGGGUCUCGUUCAUCGAAAAAGAAAUCGGUAUUUUCAAAUCUAACGAGAGUGCAAAGAGAACAAAAGUUGUAACAAGAGAUAUUGUACCUGAAUUAUCAGAAAUUUCGAGUACUUUUAAUCAAUCCUUUAAGGGCAAAGUAUCUAACGAUUCAUCACCUCUGCGACCAAGUCCACCUUCUAGACCACCACCUCCCGUUAAAAUGAAAUCAAAAAUUAGUUUAAUGCAGGAAACAUCUACAGUUAACUGUAAUAUAGAUACUAUUAAUUCAACUAAUUAUGUUUCUAAUGUACCACUAAAAUGCUUGCGACAAACGCAGUCAUCAAAGUCUAGUAAAUCGAAUCCUCCCCCAUUACCAUCAAGACAUCUCUCUUCAGCUCUACCAGAAAUUUCUACACUAAAAUUGACAGUAACAGUACCACCUCCAAUACCAUCAAGAACUUGUGACGGUCCUCCUAUUCCCAGAAGGAAUGAUAACUUGGAUUAGUUAUUGAGCUUAUUAUUGAUUGUAAAAUAUUAAAUAACUUAUAAUAAAUCAAUUGUUUUAGGUGUCUCGAAAAACUUUUCAACUACCUUGCGUACUUAAUCAUAUUUACAUAUGUAUGAACUAUUUUUCCAUAGUAAGUUCUCUUCAAAAUCAUAUCUUGUUUUUUACAAAAGGAGUUCGUUAAAAGGUAUUCUAAAAAUUAAUUCUAAGGCAAAUUCUUAACAA